Messenger RNA from Penicillium canariense, 3156 nucleotides. RefSeq names its product putative nonsense-mediated mRNA decay protein (Nmd5). Gene Ontology annotation, cellular component: cytosol; nuclear envelope. Gene Ontology annotation, biological process: protein import into nucleus. Bases 1 to 3156 code for a protein of 1051 amino acids. The record is from RefSeq and is a predicted model, not a curated record. Gene Ontology annotation, molecular function: small GTPase binding. The transcript has 7 exons. Lineage: Eukaryota; Fungi; Ascomycota; Eurotiomycetes; Eurotiales; Aspergillaceae.
AUGAUGGACGUCACGGCUCUCCGAGACCGUAUCCAGUCUACUCUGGACCCGAACGCGAGUACUCGUCAACAAGCGGAGUUAGACCUGAAAUAUGCCGAGACACAGCCCGGUUUUGUCAAUGCGCUGCUGGACAUUCUGCAGACAGAGCAGAACAAUGCUGUUCAGCUGUCGGCCGGUGUCUACUUGAAGAACCGCAUCAGCCGCGGAUGGGCUCCGAUCGAAGAUAAUCCGCAACGCGCCCCCGUUCCUGAGUCCGAGAAGCCGGGCUUCCGCGAGAGACUCAUCCCUGCCCUGGCAUCGACCCCGCCCAAUGUCCGCGCUCAGCUCGUUCCGCUCCUCCAGAAGAUCCUGCAGAACGACUUCCCUGAGCAGUGGCCUGGUUUCAUCGACCUCACUCUUCAACUCCUCGGCACGAACGAUGCGAACACCGUCUACGCAGGCCUACAGUGCCUGCUCGCCAUCUGCCGCGUGUAUAGGUUUAAGGCUGGCGAGAAGAGAGAGGAGUUUGAUAAGAUUGUGGAGCACUCCUUCCCUCAGCUGCUUAGCAUUGGCCAGAAAUUGGUUGACGAGGAGAGCCUUGAGGCCGCUGAGAUGCUCCGGCUCAUCGUGAAGUCAUAUAAGCAUGCCAUCUACUUUGAGCUCUCGCCAGCUCUCCAGACCCACCAAGCCACCGUGGACUGGUGCACAUUGUUCCUGAGGAUCAUCUCCAAGACUCCUCCCGCUAAUGCCAUGGGAGAAUCGAAGGAAGAACGGGAGCUGAACCACUGGUGGAAGUGCAAGAAAUGGUCAUACGCGAACUUGAAUCGUCUCUUCAUCAGAUACGGCAACCCCACCACAAUUACAAAAUCCUCUACUCCCGAUUAUACCCCGUAUGCGAAGACCUUCAUUAGCACCUUUGCCCCAGAAAUCCUCAAGGGUUAUCUGCAGGAGAUCGAUAAGUGGGUAUCCAAGUCGCAAUGGCUCAGCAACUCCGCCCUGUCUUAUACGUUGGUCUUCAUGGAGGAGUGUGUCAAGCCGAAGGCUAUGUGGGAGCAUCUGAAGCCGCACAUGGAGAACUUGAUCGCCCACUUCGUUUUCCCUAUCCUGUGCCAAUCGGAUGAGGAUAUCGAGCUCUUUGAGGAGGAUCCUUCGGAGUAUCUCCACCGCAAGCUGAACUUCUACGAGGAGGUUUCCGCUCCCGAUGUUGCCGCCACCAACUUCCUGGUUUCUCUCACCAAGAACCGCAAGAAGCAGACCUUCUCGAUCCUCACCUUUGUCAACGGCAUUGUUAGCAAGUAUGAGUCUGCGGCUGAUGACCAGAAGCUGCCUCGGGAGAAGGAGGGUGCCCUCAGAAUGAUUGGUUCCCUCGCAUCGGUUAUUCUGGGUAAGAAGAGCCCCAUUGCCGACCAGGUGGAAUACUUCUUUGUCCGCCACGUUUUCCCCGAAUUCCGCAGCCCUCACGGCUUCCUCCGUGCCCGUGCUUGUGACACCUUGGAGAAAUUCGAACAGCUUGACUUCAAGGACCCCAACAACCUGAUGAUCAUCUACCGGAACAUUCUGGAGUCGAUGACUGACUCCGAACUGCCCGUCCGCGUUGAGGCCGCUCUUGCUCUGCAGCCUUUGAUUCGUCACGAUGUCAUUCGCACCUCCAUGCAGCAGAACAUCCCUCAGAUCAUGCAACAGCUUCUCAAACUGGCCAAUGAGGUCGACGUUGAUGCCCUAGCCAAUGUCAUGGAAGACUUUGUUGAGGUCUUCUCUGCCGAGCUUACGCCGUUCGCUGUCGCCCUGAGCGAGCAGCUGCGCGACACCUACAUGCGCAUUGUUGGUGAGCUUUUGGAGCGCAACGCUACUAAGGGCGGUGACGAUGAUGGAUAUGGUGAUUUCUUGGACGACAAGAGUAUCACGGCAUUGGGUGUGUUGCAGACCAUUGGAACCCUCAUUCUCACCCUCGAGAGCACCCCCGAUGUGCUCCUGCACCUUGAGACUAUUCUGAUGCCCGUCAUCAGCAUCACUCUGGAGAACAAGCUGUACGAUCUCUACAACGAGGUCUUUGAGAUUAUCGACAGCUGCACCUUCGCGUCCAAGGCCAUUUCGCCUACUAUGUGGCAGGCAUUUGAGUUGAUCCACAAGACCUUCAAGGCUGGUGCCGAGCUGUACCUGGAGGACAUGCUCCCAGCCCUCGACAACUACGUCUCCUACGGUUCCGACAUGCUGGUUCAGAACCCAGCCUACCUUGGUGCCGUCGUUAGCAUGGUUGAGGACAUCUUCCGCGAUGACAAGGUCGGUGGCGUUGACCGGAUCUGCGGCUGUAAGCUGGCCGAGACUCUGAUGCUCAACCUCCGCGGCCACAUUGAUCAGUAUAUCCCUCUCUUUAUUGAGCUGGCUAUGAGUGUCAUCGAUGCCGGUGAGGCCCGGACCAAGUCGUACCGUAUUCACUUGAUGGAAAUGAUUAUCAACGCAAUUUACUACAACCCGGCUCUCAGUCUGCAGGUUCUGGAAGCCAAGGGGUGGACCAACAAAUUCUUCAGCACCUGGUUCUCCAGCAUCGACCAGUUCCGUCGUGUUCACGACAAGAAGCUGUCCAUUGCCGCCAUCAGCUCGCUUCUCACCAUGAAGGCGGGUGAUGUUCCCGUGAGCGUCCAGCAAGGCUGGCCGAGAUUGUUGCAGGGUGUGACAAGACUCUUCCAGACCCUGCCUGCUGCCAUCAAGCAACGCGAGGAUGCCACUCGGGAGUCUGACUUCACUCUCGACGACGAGGGUGAUGAUGACGACGAGGAGAACGACUGGGAUGGUGAGGUCGAGUGGAACGAGGAAGAGGUUGAGGAGGCCAUCGACGGUGACGUUGCCGACGAGAGCGCUGCAUACCUUGACUUCCUCAACAAGGAGGCCCAGAAGUUCAGCCAGUUCGCUGAUGACGACGAUGAUGAGCUCGAUGAAGAGAGUCUUCUUGAGACCCCUCUCGACAAGGUCGAGCCGUACGGCAUGUUCAAGCAUGUCUUCCUGAACCUCCAAUCCGAGCAACCUCAGCUGUACGACAGCUUGACCAAGGUCCUCGGCCCCGAUGAGCAGCAAAUCAUUCAGGCUGUGUUCCACGAGGCUGAUGCCAAGGCGAUGGUCGCUGCCGCCAACGCCGAAGCCGCCGCUGCAGCGGGCAUGCAGUCCAAUGGCAACCAAUAG